CUCGGCUCAUCUCGGUUUGCCGUUCAUCAGUCGCGUGCUAUCGAUGCUCGAUCGCGAACCGAUAUUCGCCAGUGUGCAAGGAUUCGCGCCUCAUUGAAGUUUGAACGUCCAACCAUCCUCGUUGCUCUCGAGAUGAAGAGGUGCUUCCUUGUCCAAGUCGUCGUCGUUGUUGCGAUAUUUCAUCGUACGAUUGCCGAGCAAAUCGAUCCACCGAUUCCUUGUACGAGUCCUGAAAAUUCAUGCCCGGAGUUGUCGAGUACACCGACCAAGGACGUGUUCUGCCAGUACGGAUUUUGCAUGUGCAAGAACGGCACGGAAAUCCGAUAUUGUUCCAGUAGGAAAAUUCUACAACAGGACAACAGAAACACAGGGCCGUUAGGGUCGUCCUUUUCCCGUGUUUGCAAAGUCAAUCAGGAUUGCAAGUUUGUCAAUUCUUUUUGCAACACGACGAUUAAUUGGUGCGAAUGCCAGAAAGGUUACGUUUUCUCGAGCAAUAAGAAACUCUGUUUAAAAAAGGCCGAAGCAAUCGAUUUCCCAUGCGUCGACGAGACGCAAUGCUUGGCUUAUCUGCCGAAUACCACGUGUCAGAGUAACGGCCAAUGCAACUGUAUAUCUGGUUAUCAUUACGCGCGAGAUGCUUGCUAUAAAACUGUCGGUUUCGGAAUGUUGUGUUCGAAAUCCGAAGAGUGCUCUCUCGUCGAAGGUGCAACCUGCACCGAUACAAAAGUGUGUGGAUGUCCCGCGGAGACUGUGAUCGAUGCCGCGGAGAAUAGAUGCUUGCCAGUCGCUCGGGAAAUUGGAGAAAAAUGCGUGGAAGACGUACAGUGUAACGUGACAUUUGGAAAUGUCGUCUGCGUCGCGGAAAGCUGUAGCUGCCAAAAUGGUUACCACUUUGAAUUCGAGAUUAAUCGGUGCUUGUUCGACAGAGCUUUGGAGGAAAAUUGUGGAAACACGUACGACUGUUAUCAAUCCGAAGACGAAAAUGUGACCACCAAAGCAGUCGAGUGCGUGGAAAACACAUGCGUAUGCGCCAAAGACUUUUACAGAGAGGGUAACAGAUGUAUCAAUAACGAAGGUGCGUCUUUCUUGGGAUCCUUUCUAUUGCUUUUCCUUGUAACCUUGAGAACGCGGCAGAGCGUAAAGGAACGUUUAGUUGGAAGAGCUGCUCGAACCAUUGUCCUCGAGAUUGGGAAUGACGGCAACUGUUAUCGAGCUGAUGGAACCAAGACAACAAGACGUUCCAGCGACGGCACGAGGAUGACGCCGACCAGGACGGUGGCUGGGCUAUCGAGGCUCCUCGUCCUCGUGCCCGUCACCGUCUGCGCGACCAUUUCCUACGUCAAUCAAGAAUCGUCGCGAUGCAACGACCGAACACCACCCCCUCACACCCUGGAAAGUUGCCAUUACGACGACGACUGCAUAGAGAACGCGUAUUGCUGGAAUCAAGAAGCUUGUUUGUGCAAAGAUGAUUACAUCGUCUACAAGAAUCGGACGCACGUAAAGUGUUUAAAAGUGGCAACCGCUAUCGGAGACCCAUGCGAGGCGGACAUUCAGUGUCGCAUCACCUUUGCUACCUAUUCCGAGUGUCAACAAAGUAUCUGUCAGUGCUCUGAUGGCUCUUAUUAUUUCGAGGGAAGAUGCUACGAAUCUAUCGGUUUAGGAAAAGCUUGUCAAUCGCAUCGAAAUUGUUACAUCAAAGAUAGUUACUGCGUGACAGGAUUUUGCGAGUGUACCUUGAAUUAUCAUCCGAAUCCUCGUAACGAUGGCUGCAUACCGAAUGUGGAGCUGGGCGACAAGUGCUCCAAGGAUUACGAAUGCGUCGUGGAGAAUUCGAUUUGCAGGAACGUUUGCUCGUGCAGAAUGAAUCACGUGGUAUCGAACGACGGUAAGCGGUGUCUGAGAGCUGCCAAUUCCGUUGGAGAACCGUGUCAAGAGGAUUCUCAAUGCCGGUUAUUCCUGAAAGACUCAAUCUGCGGGUCUAACGGUGAAUGCAUUUGCGCGGACAAGUUUCAUCGGAGCGGUUCCGAGUGUUUAAAGGACGUUGCGUUGAACGAACGAUGCGAAAGCCACAGAGAGUGCGUGACCGAUAGACACAGAGAUUCGCAUUCUAUCCAAGUGACGAACGUCGAAUGCCUAGACGACGUCUGCGUCUGCGCCAAAGAUUAUAUUAUCACGGAAGAGUUACGCGAUUGCAUUCCAUACGUGGACAGUGGUGGGGCUUCGGUAUCAACAACGCCUUGGAAGGGAAUUACUCGAGUUUUCUUCUUGGCGCUUCUUACAAGAAUUUCGAUGUUUUGAAUGUCGUCCUACACCACGACCACGAUGCGAUUCUUACUGAACCGUAACAAUAUUCUAUACAGCUAUACACCAAGUUCGAUUCGUUGUAAAUAUCUUUUAUGUUGUAUCAGCGCGAGCAUUGGGAUCGCUGCGAUCGAGACGGCCGUGCCGCGGCCGAACCGCUACCAAAGAGUUGGUUAUUUCGCUAAAUAAAUAAUUUAUUUGCGAUUC
Molecule: messenger RNA, 2508 nt
Organism: Hylaeus anthracinus
Lineage: Eukaryota; Metazoa; Arthropoda; Insecta; Hymenoptera; Colletidae
Product: prion-like-(Q/N-rich) domain-bearing protein 25
Exons: 15
Coding region: 133-2298 (721 amino acids)
Source: RefSeq, a predicted model, not a curated record